AUGGCAUCUCAAGUCCCAUAUUCUUCGCCAUUCACCCAGGCCGUGGUGAGCUCCGUGAGAAAGCUCUACCCCGAGGCGCUGGCGGAUAAGAGCUUCGACAACACUGGACUGCUUCUUGAAGCUCCAUUUGAUCCGGCGCGACGACAAAAGAACUCGGUGUUGCUGGCUAUCGACUUGACGAAUGCCGUCGCGGAGGAGGCCAUCCAGCGCCGCGACUCGGCCAUUGUGGCGUAUCACCCUAUCAUCUUCCGCGGCCUCAAGGCCAUUACCCUCAAUGAUACACAGCAACGAUCGCUUCUACGACUGGCACAACAUGGGAUUAGCGUCUACUCCCCCCACACUGCUGUCGACACUGUGCCAGGUGGGAUGGCCGAUUGGCUUUGCGACGUGGUGACCGGCACAUUCCAACCCAUCACGGCGCAACACCAUUCGGCAUCCCAAGGGUGCAACUCGACACUAUAUUCCGUCCCUACAUAUCCGCAGGCCGAAGCUGUCCCCACUGCAGCAUCAGCGGAUAAAACCCAGCAGAUCCCCCAUACUCGAUCCACGAUCCAUCCAUCGCCCGCAGCGUCGAUCCCGGAAGGAUUCGAGUCGGCCGGUGCUGGCCGGUUGGUCACCUUCAAUGAGAGUCAACCCCUGACGGCUUUGAUCGAUCACAUCGGCCGGGGCGUUGGUUUGCCCGGCGGGAUUCCCAUCGCCCUCCCCCAGUCCCAGUCGAUCGGUCACAUCCGCAUUCGCACCGUCGGCAUGUGUCCCGGGUCGGGCUCGGGCGUGCUUAUGCGUGGAACCGAUCUUCCCGAUCUGCUUUUCACCGGAGAGAUGAGCCAUCACGAGACUCUUGCCGCCACAGAGCGUGGCUCGGUGGUUAUUUCUCUGGCGCACUCGAAUUCCGAGCGUGGCUACCUCCGCGCGGUCAUGCAGAGCCAGCUGAUGCAGGAACUGUCGCAGCGCUGGCAAAGCGACCGACAGGCUGCUCUUCAGGCCAUCUCUGACAGUGCGAAACAAGGUGGAGCCGCCCCAUCCUCGUGUGACGAGGUUUACCAGGAUGGCGCCGUGGAGGUGUCUGUUAGCGAGGCCGACCGCGAUCCAUAUGGCAUCAUGGUGUGGCGGGGAUAA
Molecule: messenger RNA, 1116 nt
Organism: Penicillium argentinense
Lineage: Eukaryota; Fungi; Ascomycota; Eurotiomycetes; Eurotiales; Aspergillaceae
Product: Nif3-like dinuclear metal center hexameric protein
Exons: 4
Coding region: 1-1116 (371 amino acids)
Cellular component (GO): cytoplasm; mitochondrion
Source: RefSeq, a predicted model, not a curated record